Molecule: messenger RNA, 9069 nt
Organism: Haliotis rubra (blacklip abalone)
Lineage: Eukaryota; Metazoa; Mollusca; Gastropoda; Lepetellida; Haliotidae
Product: unconventional myosin-Id-like
Exons: 25
Coding region: 137-3160 (1007 amino acids)
Biological process (GO): actin filament organization; vesicle transport along actin filament
Cellular component (GO): cytoplasm; myosin complex; microvillus
Molecular function (GO): microfilament motor activity; ATP binding; actin filament binding
Source: RefSeq, a predicted model, not a curated record
CAGUGUUCUCUUCGUGAGAUAUAUAUAAACGGAUCCAAUUUCAUAGACAACCACUUCAUUGAACCGUAGCGGGAGCGACUUGGGCCGACACCGGUUGAUAAAGCGCCAUCUGCAGGCACCUGUUGAGAGUUUAACCAUGGCGGGGAUACACGAAGGUCCCGAGUAUGGGAUCGGAGACUUUGUACUGCUGCGAGAACUUACAUUCGAUGCUUUUAUGGAAAAUCUUAAACUCAGGUAUGAGAAAGGCAAGAUCUACACGUACAUCGGGGAGGUGGUCGUCUCCGUCAACCCAUACAGGCCAGUGGAUUUAUACAACCAGAGUUUCGUGGAACAGUACCGAGGACGGGAGAUCUACGAGCGGCCUCCACACAUCUUUGCACUGGCUGACAAUGCCUACAAGACCAUGAAGAGAAAUGCAAGGGAUACCUGUAUUGUCAUUUCAGGCGAGAGUGGUGCAGGAAAGACAGAAGCAUCCAAGAUUAUUAUGCGAUACAUUGCUGCUGUUACCAACGUGAGCGGACAGAAGGAAGUAGAAAGGGUAAAAGAUGUCCUCAUCAAGUCCAACAAUAUUCUGGAAGCAUUUGGAAAUGCCAAGACCAACAGGAAUGACAACUCAAGUCGAUUUGGCAAAUACAUGGACAUCAACUUUGACUUCAAGGGGGAUCCAGUUGGUGGUCACAUCAAUAACUACUUGCUGGAAAAGAGUCGUGUUGUGUACCAGCAGGAUGGCGAGCGAAACUUCCACUCCUUCUAUCAGUUACUAUCGGGAGCACAAGAUGCCCAGCUGAGCAAGUUAAAGUUGACCAGAGACCCCACGCAGUAUCAUUAUGUGAGACAGGGAGGGAGCGCUAAGGUUGAUUCCAUCAAUGAUCGGCGUGACUUAAAGUCUGUGAUGGAUGCCAUGAAAGCCACAGGGUUUGCCUUCUCACAUGUGGAGACGUUGUGGAGCAUCGUGGCAGCAGUCAUACACCUGGGCAACGUGGAGUUUGAUGUGGCAGAGGAAGACGUAGCAUGUGUAGGGAACCAGUCGGUCAGCAACAUCAUCGCUGGGCUUCUGGAGGUGCGACCGGACCAACUGGAGAAGGCACUGUGCUCACGCACCAUCGCUGCUGGCGGGAACGUUGUGGAGAAAGGACUCACCAAGAAGGAUGCUUACUUUGCCAGGGAUGCCUUUGCUAAGGCCAUCUAUGACCGCAUGUUCUCCUGGAUAGUUGGCCGCAUAAAUGAGGCAAUCGACCCCAAGGCCAGCGGAGUCCGAUACACCAGCAAGGGUACUGUCAUCGGCGUGCUCGACAUCUAUGGCUUCGAGAUCUUUGACAACAACAGCUUUGAGCAGUUCUGCAUCAACUACUGCAACGAGAAACUCCAGCAGCUCUUCAUAGAGUUGGUGUUGAAGCAGGAGCAAGAGGAAUACAUGAGGGAGGGCAUCGAGUGGCAGCAUGUGGACUACUUCAACAACAAGGUGAUCUGUGACCUCGUGGAGCAGCCCCAUAAAGGUGUCCUGGCCAUCCUAGACGAGGCCUGUCUCAGUGUCGGCAAGGUCACUGACAAAAUGUUCCUUCAGGCCAUGUCUCAGAAGCUGAACCACAGUGACAGAUUCACCUGCAGAUCGCUUGUGCCAUCCGACAAGUCCCUGGAACACGACAAAGACUUCCGUAUUAAGCACUACGCUGGUGAUGUCACCUACUCCGUCGACGGCUUCAUCGACAAGAACAGGGACACUCUCUACCAGGACUUCAAGAGGCUUCUGUACAACAGUGACAAUGAGCUGAUCAAGUGUAUGUGGCCAGAAGGGAAGCUGUCUGUGACUGAGACCACCAAGCGUCCCAUCACUGCCGGUACCAGUUUCAAGAACUCCAUCAUCUCCCUGGUCCAGAAGCUGGCCUCCAAGGAGCCCCACUAUGUCCGGUGUAUCAAACCAAAUGAGAUCAAGUCCCCAGUGGUGUUUGACGACACGAGGGUGAAGCAUCAGGUCAUGUACCUGGGCUUGAUGGAGAACGUCCGUGUGAGGAGGGCUGGGUUUGCCUACAGGAUGGGCUACACCAGGUUCCUGCAGAGGUAUAAGUGUAUAACAUCCAGAACGUGGCCCAAGUUCAGGGGAUCUGAUUUUGAUGGAGUCAAGAGUAUCAUACAGGAGCUGAACUAUGAAAGUGACGUCAAAUACGGACGCUCGAAACUAUUCAUCCGAUCCCCGCAGACACUCUUCUCACUGGAGGAAGUCCGUGAUUCCAAGAUACCACCAAUAGUGCUCUUCCUGCAAACGCAUUGGCGAGGUGGCUUGGCCCGAUCACGAGUGAAGAAGAUGAGAGCCAUCUACUUGAUCAUGGGACGCUUCAGGAAAUACAAGAUGCGGUCCUACAUCAUGAGCCUUGUUGAGCGUUUCAGGAAUGUGAGGAACAAGAGGGAUUAUGGGAAGAGUGUCCAGUGGCCACGCCCCCCGUCUGUCCUGGAGGGACUGGUCAGCAUGCUGCAGAGAAUACACAACAGGUGGAGAGCAAACAUGAUACUACGCAAUAUUCCCAAGGAGGAUCGGCCAGCUCUCCGCCUCAAGUGUGCAGCAUCUGAUGCACUCAAGGGUCAGAGGUUAGAUUACGGCCUGAAGCGGAAGUGGGAGAGCAACUACCUAUCUUCGACCAAGGACAACAGCUCCACGCAUGACUUUGUGUCCCAGAUGAGUACCCUCAAGGGUCAAGACCACUACAACCGGGUGCUCUUCUCAUCAUUUGUCAAGAAGGCCAACAAGUUCAACAAGACCGCUGACCGGGGUGUGGUCAUCACAGACAAAUACAUCUACAAACUUGACCCCAAGAAGAAGUUCAAAGCCAUGAGGAAGGGGACACCUAUCACAGAGAUAACAGGUGUGACUGUUUCUCCAGAGCGAGACCAGCUCAUUGUCAUCCACCUUUCCAGUGGCAAUGACCUUGUCCUCUGUCUCCAGAGCAAGGUCAAUGAGGAGAGAGUUGGGGAGUUGGUUGGGUCACUUGCCUCCUUCUGGCGCAGAACAUACAAAAAAGAACUGACAGUCAACGUAGCAAAGAAUGUGUCCUGCAUGCUUGGGAACAAACGUCGAAAUAUCUUUAUCCGAUCUACAGCAGUUAAUGGUGGGCCGGUGUUCAGGAAGGAAGGAGCAGACUUGGCACUUAUGUGGCCGUCAUCGUAGCAACGUCAGAUCACAGAUCAAUAGCCUGUUGUCAACACUGAUGUGGCCGUCAUCAUAGCAACGUCAGGUCACAGAUCUAUAGCCUGUUGUCAACACUGAUGUGGCCGUCAUCAUAGCAACGUCAGGUCACAGAUCAAUAGCCUGUUCUCAACACUAAUGUCGCCGAUCAUCAUAGCAACGUCAGGUCACAGAUCAGUAGCCUGUUGUCAACACUAUUGUGGCCGUCAUCAUAGGAACGUCAGGUCACAGAUCAGUAGCCUGUUGUCAACACUGAUGUUGCCGUCAUCAUAGGAACGUCAGGUCACUGAUCAUUAGCCUGUUGUCAACACUGAUGUUGCCGUCAUCAUAGGAACGUCAGGUCACAGAUCAUUAGCCUGUUGUCAACACUGAUGUGGCCGUCAACGUAUAUAUAUCUAUACUACUGGACACAAGUAAUUGUGUAUAUAUACACAGUUUGAAAUGAGCAUGUCUGAAAUUAUAGCAAACCAUUUGCUAAGUAUUUAAAUUCUAACAGAAGUAUACGAAUUUAAAGUUUGAUGGUUUCAGAUCAUAUUAUUAUGUAUAUUAAAGAUCACAAUGCCCAUAUAUAUUCCAGCUUAUUGUUAUAUAACAGCUUAUAUAUUUAAAACCUUUCCAAACUUAUCUAGGGCAGUAGGGUAAGUGUUUGCUUAUCUCAACAAAGCAUUUCCUGUGCCCUCUCAUUAAUGUUGCUGAAAAUGGUGUAAAAGCUUAUCUAAAACUAUGAAUAAAAUAUAGACCCAGUUAUUUUUGUCCACUAGUAUACAUGACAAGAUGAUACAUGUCAACAUUUGUCCAUUUACAAAGUUCGACUAUGCUUGUCGUAAGAUGCGACCAACGGGAUCGGGUUGUUAGGCUCGCUGACUUGGUUGACACAUGUCAUCGUAUCCCAAUUGCGCAGUACGAUGUUCAUGCUGUUGAUCACUGGAUUGUCUGGUCCAGACUCGAUUAUUUACAGACCGCCGCCAUAUAGCUGGAAUAUUGCUGAGUGCGGCGUAAAACUAAACUCACUCACUCACCCAUUUACAAAGUUACUGAUUCUCACACAAAAUCAUUCAUUGUGUGGUGGACAACACUGAUUUAUGGACAAUAAUAACACUUCUCUCCAUUUUGCAGUAUAAUAUUUCAUAUUGAGGUUUAUUGAUGUCAUGAAGUGUGAUGUAUUAGAUGCAGGAUGAUUAUGCAGAUUCUUUGGAGAUGUUUGCAGUGCUCAUAAUGCAUGUUUGCUUUAUCGAUCUGCACAAUUGCAGUAUCAGUAUGCAUGUUUGCAAAAUCGAUAUUCAUGUUUGCGUAUCAAUCGGUAUCGACAUAUUGUGAUAUAUCAGCAUAUCGUUAUACUCCUGAUAUCACUGCAAUGUAUCAAUGUUAUUUUUACAGAGUCAAUAUAUUUGUUAUUUUAUUCAUAUUGUACAUAUGUAACUUGGUGCAGUUUCUAAUUUUAUGUCAGCAAGGCAACAGAGAAGAUGUUUGUCAUAUCACCAGUGCAUGCUUCGAUCCAUGUAUGAAAUAUCAUCAGGGUAUUUCAAUUCAGGACAUCUUAGUCCUUCAAGAACUUCAUACCUUCAUCAUGAAACUUACUGAUUGCUGCAUUCACUACCUUUGAAGUGUUUUUUGAUGUAAUGCUUUUUUGCAUGUUCAGUAAUGCCUUACAUGAGUUUGAAACUGGGCUGACAUUGAAACAAAUAUACCAGUACAGCCUGUGCAAGUCUGGAAUAUAUGAUAAGUUACCACGGUUUCUGAAAAUGAAGAAAGUCCUUAGGGCUCGAUUUUAGUAUAUUUUAUGAAGAAAUAGAGGAUCUGUUUCUUUUCUGUGUAAUAUGUUUAUAUCAGAGACUGGAUGUUAGGCUUGUUUGAAAUCUGAAUAACACCUUGGAAGAAGUACUUUCUGAUGUUCAAUAAUGCCUUACCCAAGUUGAACAAUGCCUUAAGCCAGACUUUAACGUGGACAAUGCCUUGGUUGAGAGGAAUGUGCCUUACAUUGCUGAAGUAAUGGUGACUUAUUGGUGCAGAAAUCAACAAGAGUGUCAGACAUCAUUUAUGUGUACACAUUGUAUCCACAUUUAAUAUCAUAACCAUUUCUCUGGGAGACAUGCAGUCAGAAAGCUUUUGUCCAUCCAUGAAGGAAGCCUUGGUUGAUGUACCCUCUGGUAGUUAGACCCACCUGAGGACCCAUUUACAAGUCUGUUACCACACACCCCAUUCUACUGCACGUGUCUUGUACAUGUAUGCUUUGGUCCAUAAGGAAACAAACAUGGAGUUAUUCCCCCUGAUCUUUUUUUUUUGGUGUGUGUGUGUGGAUAAUAUGGUAUAUUGGUGUCCUUCGUCUUUAUUAAUGAUUUGAGAAUUGCCAAAUAUGGUAUUUUGCAAAUGUAAUGCUAACUGUUCGGGUGUUCGAGCAGCUAAAUGCACCUUACAUAUUAGCUUUGUUCAUUGAAAAUAAUGAAAUGGGUCUCAGCUAAUCAAACUUUGUUUACAUAUGUAUAGUAACGUAAUAGAAAGUGUCCAAAUUAAGCUUGUACUGAUGGUUAAAAUGUAUAACAUUGUUUGACCAAACACCUCAAUUUGUGACCGUUAGAUGUAGACGUAUUUAGAAGAAAAUGAUUUUGUGGUUUAGCAGAAAGUAACGCCUUUUGCAGUCAGUGGUUACAGCUGUAGGUUUGGUAGUGACGUGUGGACUUCCCUGAAGUGAUGCAGUGUGGUUGUAUGAGGUGACAUUGAUGUCCAUAUAUAGGGUUUCAAUCCCUGUGUGGAUUGGGUGGUACAAAUGGCCCCAUACGCCUGUUGAUAGAGCUGAUGAAGAUGGAUCAGGACUUUUGUUGACUGAAUAAAACUGUGGGUCAGUGCUCAUGUUUUCAAUCACCAGUUUUCCUCACCAAUGCUUAACUAUUUACAGGCUUGUGUGAUUCCUGCGUAUCAGAUGCCAUUCAACAACAUUCUCUGAUGUUAGGGGCGGUAUGUAGCCUAACAGUUAAAGCGUUCGCUCAUCAUGCCAAAGACCCAGGUUCAAUUUCCCACGAGUACAAUGUGUGAAACCCAUUUCUGGUGUUCUCCCAGUAAACCCAGACACAGCUGCUUCUAGUUGCCAUAGUGUAGAUUUCAUGUCUGUCAUUGUACAAAGUGUCCAUACAGAUUUGUCGUUUGACUAUUGUACAUAGUUGUAAUAUUUCAUGGAUUAUGAAGAUCUGAUAGAAAUACGAAUCAUUAAGUGUAUGAGUGGUGUUAAAAUGUCAGUCAAUUUUUGUGUAUUUUUAAUUUCUAAUUUCAAUAGGUAUAUAUGGUUUGGUUAUGGCUCUUCACAAGAGAGAGAUGCUGUUCACCUUAAUGAGAUCUCUGACUUGGAUACUAUAUUUGCUGAUUUGAAUAGUAUGACUUUAAGACAGAUAAAUAGUAUAGUCAUUUAUUUAUUGGAUGUGUGGUCAGGAGUGUGAAGUAAGGUGGGUUUUAAGACUUUAUCAUCAUUUUUUUCUUACUUAAACUUUUUAUCGUCUGAUAUUGUUGCACAUGAAAUCCCCAGGCUGUCAGUCGGUUCAAUGUUAUGAAUGAGAGCCUGAACACACCUACGCAGGUCCAUCAAGUUUUAGCAAAAUAAACAUGGAGAUGCAUAUCAUAUCUUCAGUAGUUUGAAACCAAUUCAUGUCAAGAUCUGGGGCCUAUUCCUCAAAGCGAUCUUAUCGCUUACCUCCUAUACUUUGACAUGGGCUUACAAUCAUCAUAGCAGUAAGAUGGCUUUGUGGAAUGGGGCCCUUUGUUACCAUAGUCUGCUUAAUCAUAUCUGGGGGUAGCCUUGUGGUUAAAGUGUUGGCUCAUAACGCCAAAGUCCCGGGUUUGAUUCCCUACAUGUGUACAAUGCAUGAAGCCCAUUUCUGGUGUCUCCUGCCAUAAUAUUGCAGCAAUAUUGCUAAAACUCUGGGUAAAACUAAACUCACUCACUCACUCUAGUGUUGCUAAACUUAACUUGUACACAGGAACAUGUCACCAUGUUGGGGAAGAGAAUAAACUAUAUACUUCACCCCAGUGCCAGUAUAUAACAUGUGUAUUUACCCUGUAAUUCUGAUUUCUGUGAUUACUUGCUUGGCUACUUGUUCUACAAUCAAUAUAUUACAUAUGUGCCUUCUAUGACAUUAACUUUGUUACUCUGACACCUGCUGAUCCACAGUCAGUUUUAUACAUAUCUAACCUAUAUAGAUGUGCUGGAGUUUUUCACAGCACACUUAUCAACUGUUAUAUAAGUCUAUUCAUAUUAUGUUACCACAUAUUUCUUUAUAUAUUGUACCGAUUUACUUACAUUGCCAGGUUUAUACUGAUGUAACUUUUGUAAUGAAUUAUUACAUUAUCAUUAUGACACACAAGGGGCAAGGACAGGGAAUUCUAUGGAGUUGUGUCCCUUAGUUGUGUAUGGAUCCAAUGAUUAUGAAUUUGUUCCCAAAUCCCAAUUGUUUUGAUUGUCAUGUUGUCUUUGUGCAGUGUCUUUAUGGGUUGCAUUUGUCACAUCAGGCCUCUGGCCCAUAUUUUGUUGACAAGCUGUGAUAUAACUGAAAGCAGUGUAACUCAACUCUUCCAUGGCAAAAGAGACCAACACAAGACAAAUAUUGAAAUGGUUUUUCCCAGAUAUCUAGCUGAUACAAAUUAACCAGGUGUUGUUUCCAUGCAUGUUUUCAGGAUUGUCUUCAAACUUACAUAAACAGUAAAAAGAAAUCCUGAAUUGUUGGUUCAUUAUAUUUACUAAUUUAAUUCUGACCACGAGGGGGAAUUCUGACCUCACUUGGUACUAGAGCCUAUAGAACAGUCAUUGAGUUCAUUGCUAAACGGAAAGCAUGUGUCAUGAAUCUUUGUGGAUUAGUCCUGUAGCAACAAGGAUAGGACUAGAGAUAAAAGAGCAGUGUCAUGCUAGAGGUUGUUGUAGAGAUAUAUAGAGAUAUGGUUUGCUUCAUAACCAGAUUAAAUGUUGCAUCUGCAAAAAUUUAGGCAAAAUUAAUUUGUGUUAAUAUGGACAUAGAGGAUUGAUAUGCUUAUAUAUAUGAAAUUAUUAUGAAAAUAGUUUCGUGUUUUGGUUUAGGAAACAGAAUCUAUUACUGCAGGGACAUACCUCAGGAAUUUGAUAGGCUGGAGAUCUUUCCUGUGUUGUAGGGCCCUCACAAGAAUUGGAUUUGAUUCCAGAAGAAUGUCAUGUAUUUGCCAGGGUGUGUGGGCUGUGUAAAAAUAGGAUUACAGUGAAUGAGAUUUUGUUUAGUACAGCAGUGAAGUGAUUUGUCAUGUAAGAUAACAGUGAGGUGUUUUUGUAAUAACUUGGUUUACAAAUCCCAGAGGAACAAUUUUACAUGUGGAAUACAUAAAACUUUAAGUCUCCUAACCUUGAGGAAUAUAUGAUUUUAAUCAUAAAAAAAAUGUUUUCCACAAAAGAUUCCAUUUUUCUAAUUCACUGGAUUUAUUUUUUUCAGAAAAUCUGGUAUGUUAUUUAUCCAUUUCAACCACUGAUCAUUUUGAUGUUUAAAAACACUCCACAAAAUUCAAACUAAUUAUAAAUUAUUCCUUUUGAAUCGAUGGUUGAGUAGUUUUCUUGUAAUGAGCCAGUUUGCAUGGUGACUGUUUGCAUUAUAUCAGUAUACUGGCGUAUGCAGAUAUUGCGAUAUAUAUAAUAUGAUAUAGUAUGACAUAUAUCACCCCAUGAAGACAUUAAUCAGUGUGACCUAUACAACAGGAUGUGCCUAGUGUCGUGUACUUUCUAACACAGGGUGUUACACAUGGCGUGUGAUGACCAACUUUAUAUCUGUAACAAGCUUGUCAUAUAGCCAGUGCUGGGACAGUGACCUGUGUCCAUAUCUAUUGACUUACAUUUAUUGUUAUAUACUUCUAUAAUUGUACAGUUAUUAUUUAAUAAAUCAUAAAAUAAA